AUGUUGCUGUUACAGCAUCGCUCAAGGGAGAUGCAAAGCGACAAUCUAAAAACUCUUCUCCGCAUGAUUGCUCGAAUUGAGGCUCUUGGAAAGGACUCGGGAUCCGAAUACGAGGGCACUCGUGAUAUUGAGCAACUAAGAAAAAUUCUGUCAGAUGGGAUGCCACCGUGCUCCAAAUACGCUUUUACCGACCACGUUAGAGUUCAGAUUUGCGAACUCAAGAAAAGUAUAAGGACGAGGACGGAGGUAUCCUCUUACAUUGGAAUUGGUGCUGCGAUAAUAACGUCCCAUGAGAUUGCAUUUACAACAGAAACAAUCAACCUGAGUAUGGAGCUCAGCGGAUUUGAUCUGUAUUUGGAUGAGCGUCUAUGUGUUUACCCUCGGCAAGAGGUUACAAUAUGUCAAAAUGGAGCCAUUCGCAAGGGGUACAUCGCUGAAGUGCUAGAACCUCACACAAAAAAGACACUUGCGGAAAAGCUGAUGGAAGAUUGUGAGCUCAUCACUGGCGAAAACCUGGCUAUCUUGAUUCCACGCGAAUUUCUAGCCAAGCUAGAAGCAGAACCUUACAGUUCGCAUUCCAGCGACAAUUUAGAGUAA
Molecule: messenger RNA, 597 nt
Organism: Cylicocyclus nassatus
Lineage: Eukaryota; Metazoa; Nematoda; Chromadorea; Rhabditida; Strongylidae
Source: the annotation of a GenBank genome assembly